AAUGCAUUAUGGGGCACAACCUCCAUGGAUUCCAGGGUGUCAACAAACUAACCAAAAAAUAUGAGCAGCAAGAUGAUGGAGCACGUGCAUCUCGCUGCUGAGGAGGAAGAUGACCUGUAUUCUGGCUACAAUGACUACAAUCCUACUUUUGACUCAGAGGAGCUGGACAAUGAUCCUGGAUUUCAGCAGGCUGUUAAGACAAGCCAUGGGAGGCGACCCCCGACUGCCAAAUUUCCUGGCACAGCCAUUGGAGGACGAGCCUUGGGUACCUCCUUUGGAUCGAGGGUGCCAAUGGCCUCAUCCAUGGGUCGGCCUAUGACAGGUGCAGUCCAGGAUGGGGCUGCUCGGCCAAUGACAGCAGUGCGGGCAGCUGGGUACUCCUCAGCUAUGGCCAGAGGCUCUGCGUUUGACCCACUGGGCCAGUCCAAAGGACCUGCUCCUCCACUGGAGAUCAAAAAUGAGGACACGCCUGAAGAGAAGAUGAAGAUUCUGGAGAGAAAGGUGAACGACCUGAUCGAGGAGAGCUGUAUGGCUCACGGUCACGGUGAUCUGCAGCUGUCGCUGGAAAAAGCCAAAGAAGCAGGGCGGAAGGAGAGGGCUCUGGUGAGGCAGAGGGAGCAGACGGGCACUGCUGACACCAUCAACCUGGACCUCACCUACUCUGUUCUGUUUAACUUGGCCAACCAGUACGCCAACAAUGACAUGUACCCAGAAGCACUGAACACCUAUCAGGUUAUUGUGAAGAAUAAGAUGUUCAGCAAUGCAGGACUCUUAAAAGUGAAUAUGGCAAAUAUUUACUUCAAACAGAAGAACUACCCAAAAGCCAUUAAAUUUUACCGAAUGGCUUUGGACCAGAUUUCAAAUGCACACAAGGAACUGCGGAUAAAGAUCAUGCAGAACAUCGCCGUGGUGUUCACACGGAUCGGAAAGUACUCAGAUGCCAUCACCUCGUUGGAGCACAUCAUGAGCGAGAGCCCCAACAUCAAGACCGGCUACAACCUGAUCCUGUGCUACUACGCCAUCGGGGACCGGGAGAGGAUGAAGAAGGCUUUCCAAAAACUCAUCUCCGUUCCUCUGGGGAUUGACGAGGAGGACAAGUACACCCCGCCCAAUGACGACCCACACACCAACCUUGUGAUCGAAGCCAUAAAGAACGACCAGCUCCACCAGAUGGAAAGAGAGAAGAAAGCGAUGGCCGAGAAAUUUAUCAUGACUGCGGCGAAACUCAUCGCUCCAAUCAUCGAGGUGUCCUUCGCUGCCGGGUUCGACUGGUGUGUAGAGAUGGUAAAAACCUCCCAGUAUGUGGAACUGGCCAACGAUUUGGAAAUUAACAAAGCCAUAACAUACCUGAGACAGAGAGACUUCAACCAGGCGGUGGAGACUCUGAAGAUGUUUGAGAAGAAGGACACCAGAGUGAAAAGUGCGGCUGCCACCAACCUCUCCUUCCUAUACUUCCUGGAGAAGGACUUGGACCAGGCCGAUCGCUAUGCCGACCUGGCCAUGGUCGCUGAUCGCUAUAACCCGGCGGCCCUGACCAACAAGGGCAACACGGUGUUCGUGCGACACGACUACGAGAAAGCAGCAGAGUUCUACAAGGAGGCCCUCCGAAACGACUCGUCCUGCACGGAGGCCCUGUAUAACCUGGGGCUCACGUAUAAGAGACUGGGCCGGCUGGAGGAGUCCCUGGACUGCUUCACCAAGCUGCACGCCAUCCUGAGGAACUGUGCCCAGGUCAUGUACCAGCUGGCUAGCCUAUACGAAACGCUGGAGGACUCUAACCAGGCCAUCGAGUGGCUGAUGCAGAUGAUCAGCGUCACGCCCACAGACCCCCAGGCCCUUGCCAAGCUGGGGGAACUGUAUGACCACGAGGGGGACAAGUCCCAGGCCUUCCAGUACUACUAUGAGUCUUUCAGAUAUUUCCCAUCAAACAUGGACGUGAUCGAGUGGUUGGGAGCCUACUACAUCGACACGCAGUUCUGCGAAAAAGCCAUUCAUUAUUUUGAAAGAGCUGCACUCAUUCAACCCACCCAGGUGAAGUGGCAGCUGAUGGUGGCCAGCUGUUACAGAAGGAGUGGAAACUACCAGAAGGCCCUGGAGACCUACAAAAAUAUCCACCAAAAAUUCCCUGACAGCGUAGAAUGCCUGCGCUUCCUGGUGCGACUGUGCUCCGACAUGGGACUGAAGGAGGUCCAGGACUAUGCCACCAAGCUGAAGAAGGUGGAGAAGAUGAAGGAGAAGAGGGAGCAGAGGGUGAAGUCGGGGCGAGAGAGCAGCGCUCGGAGCCGCAGGGAGGGGAGCGCGAGCAGCGUGGGCUCCUCCCCGAACAGUACCCCCCCAAUCAAAAACAACGACAGUGGACAGAGCAGCCAUGGCACCAGCGCCAAGGGGGAGCGGCUGAGUGCUAGGCUGCGGGCCUUGCCCGGGUCCAACGAGCCGUACGAGGCCAGCAGCCAGCGGGACAUCGACGCUUCCUAUGUAGAUCCCCUGGGCCCUCAGCUGGAGAGGCCAAAGACUGCGGCCAAGAAGCGCGCAGAGGAAGACGAGUUUGCAGAUGAAGAGCUUGGAGACGACCUGCUGCCUGAAUAGCGUGUGCUCAUGUCACUUCUCCCCUCCCUGGUCCAUUCGGGAGGAAACGGGAAACUGUGCUGUGCAGUUUUUUUAUGGAGAUUACAGUUAUGUUCAUGUUGAAUGAACAGGAAAUGGGGACUGAUUCUCAAAGUUAAACUGAGUUCUUUCCUUGCUACCUUGUACUUAUGUUUAAAGGCAUGUUAUUUAUAUAAAUGUUAUAUUAAAAAAUUAUUUGAGCUUUUCAAACCCGAAAUGAAAAUGGAAUAAUCCCAUAAAAAUGCUUUACCUUGCCAGAGGUAAAGCAUUUUGAGCCUGACCAACCUGAUAUUUAAACUCUAUAUGUGACUCAGAGAUUCUGCAGUGGAUGUGUUCAAGAGAACAAGGACCUGUGCGAAUGCACACUGAAAACACCAACACUACAUAUAAUGGAUAGAUACUGAAUGCAGUGUAGCCAGAAAGCACAAACCUAGAUAUUGUAGAGUGGGACGUGUGCCUGUAAGACUGAAAGCUGGUUUCGCUGACACAGAUGAAGUUCUGUACGGAGAAUCUCCAUUCAAAAUAUAAUUUGGUCAACUAGGCUUCUGUGUCUGUGAAGCCAGCCCUAGGAGUUUAUGUUGUGCUCCGUUCAGACAAUUUUCCUGUUCAGACUAACUUUGAGAAAUACACUUUUACACCAUUUUGCUCAACGUCUGGAAACAAGAAUGUAGCACUACAGCUUUUUUGUGCUACAAACGACUGUAGCCACAGCAACAGGUCUGUGCUGACCCUUGCUGGACUGGGAGCGCUUGGUGACCAUGGCAAUGUGGUUUCAGUGACAUACCUCCACUCAUUCCAGUCAGUAAAUUUGAAACCUAGACUUAUUUUACAAUACAAUGUCUUUGUGUAUUAUUUAUUGGUAUUUCUCUAUUCUUUUCUAUAAUUCUGUGUUUAUAAAUUGGACCAAAAUGAAAUGUGAGCAUCGCCAUGUUAUUCAUGAUUUCAACAAGUGUAAAAUAAAGAGAUUUUGUUUUAAAAAGUAAA
Molecule: messenger RNA, 3588 nt
Organism: Conger conger (European conger)
Lineage: Eukaryota; Metazoa; Chordata; Actinopteri; Anguilliformes; Congridae
Gene: ift88
Product: intraflagellar transport 88 homolog
Exons: 27
Coding region: 61-2586 (841 amino acids)
Biological process (GO): non-motile cilium assembly; kidney development; inner ear receptor cell stereocilium organization
Cellular component (GO): non-motile cilium; ciliary basal body; centriole
Molecular function (GO): kinesin binding
Source: RefSeq, a predicted model, not a curated record